AAAUCGCAAAAACACAUUUUCCCAACAAAACAACAAAAACACAAUUUCCCGCCAAAAACGCAUUUCCCGCCAAAACUAUUAAAUGCAUUUUCCCUACAAAACUACAUAAAUGAAUUUUUUCGCCAAAAUCGCAAAAAUGCAUUUUUCUCCAGCCAAAACCGCAAAAACAUGUUUUCACGCUAAAACUAUGCAUUUUUUGCCAAAACCGCAAAAUCGCAUUUUUUUGCUAAAACCGCAAAAUUUCUUUUCUCGUUAAAGUCACAAAAGAAUAUUACUUUUUCUGCUAAAACUACAAAAUUAUAUUUUUCGCUAAAGCCACAAAAUUUUAUUUCCAGAAACCCAUAUUUUAAAAUGAUUAUAUUUUAGAUAAUUACUAAAAAUAAUAUAGAGAAAAAAAUAUAUGAUUAACUCAAAACAAGUAUAUAUUAAUAAUUUGGUUACAAAACAAAUCUAGAUGAAAAUGAAGAUACAAAAGAACAUAAGUCCAUUUAAAUGAUUCAUUUGGAUGGAUAAACAAACAAUCCCAAUAAUAUCAAGAUGGAUCAUUUGAAUUAAUUAUGUAAAUAAAUCAUCUGAAUAGAAAUGACAUGAAACGAACAACCUAAAAUUGUUCUCUGUUUAAGUUCUCUUGCGUAUUUUAUUGAUUUAUUCCCCACCUAAAAUUUUUAUUGUUCGUCAUCCAAAUAAAAGAUAUAAAUGCAAGUGUAUAAUUAAUUUGACGCAAGAGAGUUAUAAAAUUAGUACUCCCUCUGUUCCGAAAUAUAAGAUGUUUAGAAGAAUUUUUAUGUUUCAAUAUAUAAGAAUAUAAAAUGUUGUUAUCUUUCUAUGUAACUUUAAGCUUAUCAAAAAAUGUGUAGCCAAUCAAAUUUAAUAGUUUUAUUUUAUAAUUGGUUGAAUAGUUUUUACUUUAUAAUUUUAGUGAUACUUUUUAGAUAAAAAGUAAUUUUCUUAAUAAAUGUGUACUACCUAAAAUAUCUUAUAUUUAGGAACAGAUGGAGUAGUACUUAGAUGUAAUUAUUAUGUUUGGCCUUUUAUUGUAAUUACAAUUAGUUGAACAAAAUAUUUUUUAAAAUUAAUAGGACAGUUAUGUCCUUUAUUUUUCCACAGUUUAAAUGGAGAAAUCUCUGAUGAGAAUAAACUAAAAGCCAUUCUCUAGCUCACAUUGUCUCUCCCUCUCUCUAUCUCUUCUACCUUAUGGAUUCUUCAAAAAGCAGAUUAGUAGCCAGACGAUCUGAUCCGGCCAACUUUCCGGCGAAGAAAAGCAUUUCUUCCCGGCGAUCUUUAUCUUCAUCUUCUUCUUCCUUCUCCUCUUGCUCCUCUAGCUCCCUCGUGUUUCCAGGCUCUCCUUUAAACUCUCCGGCGACUCCUUUUGGUCUCAUCGGUGUUCCAUUCGCAUGGGAACAACUUCCUGGAAAACCCAAAGACUACUCUCAUAGACUCAACCACCGCCGCAACAACGAGUCUUCAGUUAUAUUACCUCUCCCUCCUCACCGGAGUAUCACCUUUCCGGUCACCGGUAAAAACCAUAAAUCUAACUAUGCCACUAAAAAGAGCAGCUCCCCUGUGACGGCGACGGAGAAAGAUCCCUUCGCGGCGGCGUUGUUGGAAUGUUCCAAAGAUGACGAUGAAGAUGAAGAAGACGUAGAUCGGAGGUUCCGAGGAUCAAGCAAGGCAUUGGUAAAGAAUAGCAUCAGCGACAGGUUCGGGUUAGUGAGUCUCUACGGUUCUUGUCGGAGAACUUGUGCAGUUUCAGAGUCCAUUGUUUAUCUUCCGAGACCGGGAAAAGCUGCUUUGUAUGAUCAUCUGCUUCUUCCACGCCGUCACCGUUGAUUUGUCGUCAUUCACGAUUUACUCUAUUAUAUCUCUUGGUCUUUGUAAUACUUUCCCUAUAUAUUUAUUCAUGAAUGUGUCAUAUUAUGUGUGAUAUUUUUAAAAUUAUUUCUUAUGAACUUUUUAACUUUAAAAUAUAUAUUUUUUCCUCAAAAGCCUU
Brassica rapa (field mustard) is the source of this 1990-nucleotide messenger RNA. RefSeq lists its product as uncharacterized. The record is from RefSeq and is a predicted model, not a curated record. NCBI's taxonomy places the organism in Eukaryota, Viridiplantae, Streptophyta, Magnoliopsida, Brassicales, Brassicaceae.